AUGCCGGUCGUGCCGCCCACGUACUUGGCGGCCUUCAUCGUCUUGUUUGUCCUGGUUCGGUUGCGUCGCAUCGUUGGCCUGCCGUCGCUGCUUCUUGAUGGCGUAGCGUUCUACUUGCCUCCAACACCCCAAGUCCUCGACUCGCUCAACACACCCGACGCGCCAAACUCCAAGAACCCGAAACCUCAGAAAACGGUUGGCGAGCGCCUCGCGGCCAUGAAGCUGGCCAUGUCGCCCCUUUCGACGCAGAUCCUGACCAAGUGCAUGUUCAUGGACCUGUAUGACGCCCUCGUGACCGUGGCCACGUCGGCCGUCAUCGUGUUCGCUUACAUGCAAUUCUUGCCGUCGGAGACACCCGAUCCGAGCUACUACCUCUUGGUCCUGUCGCUCGUCUUGUCGCUGGGGCUCCCAUUCUUCAUCCAGUACAGGAUUUCGUCGUUCGAGGCGCAGCUCGGCCUUGGCGUAGCUGUCCUUGGCACGAUCUUGGCGCUGUUCAGUCUGUACGCGCCGCCAGCGUUGGAAUUGCUCGACUUUGACGUGGAAGGCGCAGCUGCGUCGAUGGACACUCGGUGGCAGGCGCUUUUGGCCGCGCUCGGGAUGCCGUCGACGACGUCCGUGUGGAAGUCAGUGUGGUUCAUGGUUCUGCUCGGUGUGUUGGCUGGCCUCGUAUCGUCGGCUACGUUGCUGCCGGCGUUCCGAUUUGCCAAAAUGUACUGCGACUUUAUCGAGUCCAAGGCCAUUUCCAAGACGUGGAAAGCGGUGCUGCAUCUCAACAUGGCACUGCCAUUCGUGCUCACAUGGGCAUGGCUGCGACCGAUCUCGAGCUCGAUCCUCGUCGGCGAUGACGCGAUCGCGUGUCCAUCAUCUAGUAGUUCGUCGGGCUUUUCGUGGAUCGUGCCGCGCGACUGUGGCGACCGACGCCUUGUUUGGCUGUCCGAGUCGACCUUCCGCAACGUUCGCGUGCACGUUGUGCUCCUCGCGGCCGUCGUGCGCGUCAUAUGCCUCCGAAGUCACCUUCAGUACUUCUUGCUCGAGCCCAAGCACAAAGUCACAGCGCAGCUCCUCCUUCCAGGACGCGUCGACACUCAAGCCAUCGUCGAUACACUCGUGGUUCCAUUCACGUACAUCCCCGUGAUCUGCAUGCAGUACUUGGCGCCGGCGGUAUGUUGGCUCUCGGCAUCGCUUCUUCUCCAACGAAAAGGCGACCGUUGUUUGUACUGGAUGGACUCCCUCGCCUACGUGGGGCAUCCCAUCCCGUCGUCGUUUCUGUGCGCUUCCAAGCCCUCCACGGUCCUACCAUCGUCGCCGCCGUUCGGAUUUGAGCACGGACAAGCGUUUGGUUGGGAUGAAUUCCAAGCGAUGGUCCAAGGGCUCAAGGACUUUUCGCUGGCCGAGCCGCUGUGGUACGAGAGUGUCGUUGGGUUUCUCGUGUGGUGGAGCGCCGUGUCGUGCGGCCGUGGAUAA
Messenger RNA from Aphanomyces invadans, 1464 nucleotides. RefSeq lists its product as hypothetical. NCBI's taxonomy places the organism in Eukaryota, Oomycota, Saprolegniomycetes, Saprolegniales, Verrucalvaceae. The coding region runs from base 1 to 1464 and encodes 487 amino acids. The transcript is spliced from 2 exons. The record is from RefSeq and is a predicted model, not a curated record.